Messenger RNA from Prorocentrum cordatum, 537 nucleotides. Lineage: Eukaryota; Dinophyceae; Prorocentrales; Prorocentraceae. The record is from the annotation of a GenBank genome assembly.
AUGGCCGCAGGCAGCCUCGGGGGCCUCGGAGGCGGCCCCGGGGGCCCUGGAGCGGAGGGUGCCAGGGAAGAGACCUGGGAGAUGUGGCGCCGGGUCGCCAACUUCCCCCCCACCCCCGAGAAGCCUAAUCAGCGUGACAGGCUCGAGGGGCCCGCCGCCCAGGCCCUCCCCCCGUGGCCCUGCCCCAGGCCGCGCACGCGCGGCUCCCGCCGCCGGGCUGCGCCUUGGUUGGCAGCUGGCCGCGCGGCCCCCGUCGCGGAGAUGGUGAAGGGCACGGCCAAGAUCCCGUCCAUGCGGUCGGGCGACUGGAUCUGCCCGCGCUGCAGGUCCAUGCAGUUCGCGCAGAACAUGCACUGCCACAAGUGUCACCACCACAAGCCCACGAUCGCCACCAUGGGGCAGGCGGCCCUCCAGUACUACCCGCUGGCGGACCAGCGGUCGAGGGGCAAAAACGAGAGGCACUGCCCCGAGUGCCACGGGAUCAUCCUGGGCCGGACGAAGGGGGGGAGCAAAAUCGGGGAGCGAGAACUCAUAUAG